UAGGAAUAUUAUAAUUUUUAUUUUUAUGAUAUGUAUAAUAUUUGUAAUAUUUAUUAAUUUUUGUACUGCAUUCAAUGGAAAUGUUAAUAAGUCACUACAGUUCACGAAUUUGGAAAAUAUCGUAAAAAGAGGCGUAUUGAAAGUAUGUGAUUUACAAGCUAAAAAUGUACUUGAUAAGUGUAAACGCCCCUUAGUUUUUGUAUCUGAACUGGAUGGCGAGUUCGACUUACACACUAAAGUCGCCAGAACCAUCUCUGACCUUCUUAACCUUAAUCUCGACCAAACUAAUGAAAGAUUGUCAUAUGAGAUUAAGAAAGAAUUAAGCACAGUGGGUGCAUGUAAAAUAACACAUGACUGUUUAAACAUCAAGCUCCGCGAUGAGUAUAUAAUCGAUCAGUUGAAUUUAAUGUCCGAAAGUGAUCGCUUGAACGUUGGAAAACUCACCGAUGAAACCGUUCUAGUCGACUAUUUCAGCCCAAAUGUAGGCAAAAACUUACACAUGGGACACAUACGGUCACUGGGAAUAGGGCAAGCAAUUUCAAAUCUUUUACAUUUUUCAGGGAGUAAAGUAAUUCGCCGAAACCAUGUGGGUGAUUUUGGCCUUCAUAGUGGAAUAAUAAUGCGAUAUAUUAUUGAAUAUGACACCAGGGCCAUGGAAGCCCUGAACCCAGCAACUUGUGACUCUGUCCGUUUGAGGGAAACAACUCGACAGUUAGUGGCUGGGUUCAGCCCCCUCAACUUCAGCCACGAUUACAACGUGAAGAAUUUAACCCUUCCAUAUCCAACAUUCGCUUACGGACUCGUACUCGAGACGAUGGAUGACUACUACAAACUGGCUUUUGAGAAAUUCUCCUCAGACCAAGAGUUCGCAAAAAGAGCCAAAAUCGAGACUUGCUUGCUCCAAAAUGAAAAGAGCUUUGCCUUUCCACAGUGGCAAAACGUUACUAAAGUAUCACUUGCAAAGUAUAAUGACCUGCUUGAUUAUUUUUAUAUCAAAGGGCUCAAAAAUAUCCCUGAGAGUUUAUACAAAAAUGUGACAAAUAGGUUUAUUAAUGAACUAAUUAAGGAUAACCAGGUUAAACAAAACGAUAAAGAAGUUGUUUAUACCAUCCCCAAAUCCUCAAAAACUGAUGAUAAUACUGAUAGCACAGAGAAUACCCGUAAUAGUGACAGUGCUGAAGGCGUUGGUGUUAAAAAUGAGGAUAAAACGGUAUUAAUAACCAGAGAAGGAAGUUUGACGUACAUGUCUACAGAUUUAGGAGCUUUGUCUUACAGAGUUAACUGGCAUAAACCUGAUAGAAUUAUUUACGUUACUGAAAAUAAUCAAAAAUCCCACUUCAAAAAGCUGUAUAAAAUAUCAAAAAAAUUGAAACUUUUGAAGAAGUGCAAGAUGGAACACGUUGGAUUUGGCCAGAUAUGUCUUGAAGGGAGUGGUAAGAUAAGGUCUAGAACUGGAAACACUUGUACCCUUGACGACAUUACUAGACAAGUUGUUAAACUAGUGACUGAUCACAUGGUUAAACGUGGUGAUUAUUUACAACUUAAAUCUCCAGUUCUAUCCAGAAAAAUUGGAGUCGGAUCGAUAUUAUUUAGCGACUUAAGUGUGGAACCGAAAUCAGGUUACAACUUUUCCAUAGAACGUUUAAUGAAUCAAGGAUACAACUUACUAAUCUCAAUUCUUUAUUCAUACGUGCGGUGUCAAUCGAUCCUUAAGCGUUGUGAAUCAUUACCUCAAAUUCCCUCUAACGAGUUCCGAAAUGAGUAUGAACGUAAGCUGGGAUUGGUACUGUUGGGAUUUGAAAAUAUCAUAGCCACUUCCAUAUCAUUGAGGGAGCCUCACAGAGUGUGUAAAUAUCUAACAAAUUUAUCAAGAGAGUUUAACCAGUUUUACGAAAAAACACCUGUAAUUGCUGAUGAUAAGGUGAAUUCACUUUCUUUAAAGUUGGUUAAAAUAACUUCAAGGGCAAUCGAAAUCGGUCUCGGCAUUUUAAAUAUACAAACCGUUAAGCGUUUAUAGUAUAAUAAAAUUAAUAAAAUAUGAAUGUUAUGAUAGAACCUAAUGUUUGUUCUGAUUCAUAAAGUGGUUCUAAGUAAUAUUCUGUAAUAUACUGUAGUGUAGUAUAUUAAUCUUUCUUGGCCAGUUCAUCACACUCCUUCAUGAAC
Molecule: messenger RNA, 2163 nt
Organism: Theileria parva strain Muguga
Lineage: Eukaryota; Apicomplexa; Aconoidasida; Piroplasmida; Theileriidae
Gene: argS
Product: tRNA synthetases class I (R) family protein
Exons: 8
Coding region: 26-2017 (663 amino acids)
Biological process (GO): arginyl-tRNA aminoacylation
Molecular function (GO): arginine-tRNA ligase activity; ATP binding
Source: RefSeq, a predicted model, not a curated record